UCCUCCCCGCAGCACAGGAGCAUGGUGUGCUGCAGAGCCGCGGGUCAGGCGCCGGCAGCCUCUGCUGACACCAUCGCUGCUCCUCCACACUGACGUCUCCGGGGGAAAAAGGAGAGGAAAAGGCUUUUCCACAGCUCCCGGGCACAGCAGGAUUGGGAACAGCUCCCGGGAUCAAACAGGGAUAAGGCCGGGGCGUGAUGGAGCUGCGGCGCGGGAGAGGGAUGCUGAGGGACCGGCUCCCUGCUCUCCUCCUCCUCCUCCUCGCCGCGGCCUGGCUCUGGCUGCCGGCGGAGGGGCGGCGGCCCCCCCGGCCCCCUCCUUGCCCCCCGACCUGCUCCUGCACCCGGGACACGGCUUUUUGCGUGGAUUCCAAGGCUGUGCCCAAGAACCUGCCCCCCGAGGUCAUCUCGCUGACGAUGGUGAACGCAGCCUUCACGGAGAUCCGGGAGGCAGCCUUUGCCCACAUCCCUUCCCUGCAGUUCCUCCUCCUCAACUCCAACAAGUUCUCGCUGAUCGGGGACAACGCCUUCGCCGGGCUCUCGCACCUGCAGUACCUGUUCAUCGAGAACAACGACAUCCAGGCGCUCUCCAAGGGCACUUUCCGUGGGCUCAAGUCCCUGACACACCUGUCCUUGGCCAACAACAACCUGCAGACCCUGCCCCGGGACCUCUUCAAGCCGCUGGACAUCCUGAGUGACCUGGACCUCCGUGGCAACACGCUGGUCUGCGACUGCAAGAUCAAGUGGCUGGUGGAGUGGCUGGAGAGAACCAACACCACGGUCCCUGCCAUCUUCUGCAGCAGCCCCGGGCAGUUCGAGGGGCAGCGGAUCCGGGAUCUGGCACUCAGUGACUUCCAGUGCAUCACCACAGAUUUCGUGAUGCACCAGGUCCUGCCCUUCCAGGCGGUGUCAGCUGAGCCCUUCACCUACGACAGCGACCUGUACGUGGCCCUGGCACAGCCCAGUGCCAGCAGCUGCUCCAUCCUCAAGUGGGACUACGUGGAGCGCAAGCUCCGCGACUUCGACCGCAUCCCCGCUCACUCGGCGGUGCACUGCAAGCCCAUCGUGGCGCAGGACCAGCUCUACGUGGUGGUGGCCCAGCUCUUCGGCGGCUCCUACAUCUACCGCUGGGACACGGCCGUGGACAAGUUCAUCAAGAUCCAGGACAUCGACAGCCAGAAGGUCCGCAAGCCCAACGACAUCGAGGCCUUCCAGAUCGAGGGGGACUGGUACUUCGUCAUCGCCGACAGCUCCAAGGCAGGCUCCACCAGCCUCUACCGCCUCAACCAGAACGGCUUCUACUCCCAGCAAGCGCUGCACGCCUGGCACCGCGACACCGACGUGGAGUACGUGGAGAACGACGGCAAACCCCGGCUGAUCAUCUCCAGCAGCUCCCAGGCGCCCGUGAUCUACCAGUGGAGCCGGGCGCAGAAGCAGUUCGUGGCGCAGGGGGAGGGGGAGAUGCUGGACGUGCAGAUGGUGAAGCACUUCAGGUCCAAGCGGGACCAGUUCCUCUGCCUCAGCCGCUACAUCGGCGACUCCAAGGUGGUGCGCUGGGAAGGGCAGCGCUUCGUGGAGGUGCAGACGCUGCCGUCCCGCGGCUCCAUGGUGAUGCAGCCCUUCGCCGUGGGGCAGUGGCAGUACCUGGCGCUGGGCAGCGACUUCUCCUUCACCCACGUGUACCUGUGGGAGGAGGAGAAGCAGAAGUUCGCCAAGUUCCAGGAGCUGUCGGUGCAGGCGCCGCGGGCGUUCCGCUAUGUGCCGGCCUCCGACGUGCAGCUCCUGCUGGCCCCCAGCUUCAAGGCCAACACGCUGGUGUACCGGCACGAGGUGGUGAACCUCAGCCUCUAGCCCGGGGUGGGAGCCCCCCCAGAGGGACGCCACGUCCUGCCCGAGGACAUGCAUGUGCCCGCCGUGCCCUGACCCACGGUCACAGCCCGCUCCCAGCCCCAAUCCCGGCCCCUCUGGUGUCACCCACCCCCAGGGCAGCCCCCAGACCCACAGUGCCUCAGUUUCCCCCUCCCCUCAGUGCUCCCGGUUUCUCCGUGUGCAGCCAUCCCCUGGGAUGCAGGGAAGGAGGGUGGGUGGGACAGCCCUCACACCCCCGGGGGGCUAAGGGGGCUGAGGGGUCUCUGCCCGCUCGGGUGAUGGGCUGAGGGGGGCACAGAGUGGGGGGAUUUGUACGGGAAGGGUGGGGAGCUCCCGGGAAUUUGGGGUGUUCCCAGGCUGACGAGGUGCUCCGGAGUGGAUGGGAUGGCUGAGGUGUGUGGGGUGGGAUCGGGAUGCCAUGAGGACAACGGGAUGCUCUGAGGUGGAUGAAGGUGGGAUUCCGAGGAUGACACGGUGCUCCGAGGCCAGGAGGAUGCUCCGAGGCCAGGAGGAUGCUCCACGUCCAGGAGGUGGACGUGGAUGGGAUGCCCUGAGGACAAUGGGAUGGGAUGCCCUGAGGACAAUGGGAUGCUCUAAGCCACUGAGAUGCUCCAAGGAUGAUGGGAUGCUCCAAGUUGGAUGCAGAUGGGAUGCCCAGAGGACAAUGGGAUGCCCUGAGGACAAUGGGAUGCCCCAGGCCGGCAGGAUGCUCUGAGGUGGAUGCCGAUGGGAUGCCCCGAGGCAGCAGCAGGGCUGCCUCCCAUCCCCCUCCGUGCACAUCCAGCAGCUCCCUGUGCCCAUGGCCCCGCUGCCAGGCGGGUACCCGAGGUGUCUGUGCCCACCAAAACACCCCCCAAUAAACACACUGUGACCCCCA
Molecule: messenger RNA, 2745 nt
Organism: Pseudopipra pipra
Lineage: Eukaryota; Metazoa; Chordata; Aves; Passeriformes; Pipridae
Gene: LGI3
Product: leucine rich repeat LGI family member 3
Biological process (GO): regulation of exocytosis
Cellular component (GO): synaptic vesicle
Molecular function (GO): protein binding
Source: RefSeq, a predicted model, not a curated record